AUGACGGCCCCUCUGCAAUUUGCGCCUUUCGUCCCAGAGAUCGAGUUGUCGUUCUACUCGGCACUCUUUGCCUCGAAACUUGAGCAUGAUAAGCUCGACGACUCAGCGCGGCGCAUUCUUGGUCUCUAUGAACCCCGCUUGGAAGAACCAGAGUCCAGCUGCCGCAUGCAGAUAUUAGGGAAUUCCCUCACAAGCAGCAGUCCGCCUCUUGGGACAAUGAGGGCCGAGGGAAUCAUUAGGAACGUCAAUACACUUGAGGAUUUCAAGAAUACAGACAUGCCUGCUAUGCUCAAGACUGCUGGCCGACAGAUCUGGGAUGCGAUCAAAGAUGGUAGUAUCUACUCUGUUCCAUCCCUGCUUUCGUCAUUCAUCAUACUCUCAUACGCGGACCUGAAGAAGUACAAGUUUAAGUACUGGUUCGCUUUCCCUGCUCUGCACUCUGAUCCUUCGUGGAAGCGAUCCGGCCCAGCCGAACGUCUCAACUCCAUGGAGAGCACGGCGCUUGUUGACAGGGUAGGAACUUGGAGGUACAGUGUCGACUCCCGCGAGCAUGGCUUCUUUUUGGUCAAGAAGGUACACGGUGAAGAGAAGGAUACAGAUGAUCCGGAGUCUUCGCAGGGACUUCCUUUUCGAUGGGAAGUUGCCUCACUGCGAGAGUUUGAGAAUGGCUUCUUCGACCAGGUGGCUGAGGGGGACCGUUACGUUGCGUUUGUUGAUCCUUCGACUUACCCAGAAGGCCCUGGAUGGCCCCUGAGAAAUUUCCUGGUCCUUAUCCGACAAAGGUUCCAUCUGACAAAGACAAAAGUGAUCUGCUACAGAGACAUCCAGGCAAAGAGACACGAAGCUCGCAGCGUUAUUCUUCCAAUCGACAUGGAUCUAGUCGAGAACUUAGAGAUCACUGAAAUGCCCAAGGUUACUGGCUGGGCACGGUCGAAUAAUGGCAGACUCCAGGCACAGCAAGUCAACCUAGGAGAGUAUAUGGAUCCUGCACGACAGGCUGAUGGAUCUGUCGAUCUGAACCUGAAGCUCAUGAAAUGGAGGAUCGCCCCUGAACUCGACCUAGAUGCGAUUAAGAAUACGAAGUGCCUGCUACUUGGCGCUGGUACGCUGGGAAGUUAUGUCUCCAGAAACCUUAUGGGCUGGGGUGUCCGGAAGAUAACGUUUGUGGAUUACGGGCGAGUAUCAUUUUCCAACCCUGUCCGACAGCCACUUUUCAACUUCCAAGACUGCCUCAAAGGAGGAAAAGCGAAAGCACCUCGAGCUGCUGAAGCAUUGAAAGAAAUCUUCCCAAGCAUAGAUAGUGAAGGGCACACGCUGUCUGUUCCUAUGCUUGGUCACCCUUACAUAGAAGAGUCGAAGACUAGAGAGGAAUACGAAAAGCUGGAGAAGCUCAUUGACGAACACGACGUCAUUUUCCUCCUCAUGGAUUCAAGAGAGUCUCGAUGGCUGCCAACGGUCAUGGGAAAGGCCAAAGGAAAGAUUGUCAUGAACGCUGCCCUUGGCUUCGAUUCGUAUGUUGUUAUGCGACAUGGCUCUGAAGGCCAUGCCGAAGGGCAGGCACCGCUUGGUUGCUAUUUCUGCAACGACGUCGUGGCCCCAGCUGAUUCUCAAAAGGACCAGACCCUGGAUCAGCAAUGUACGGUCACUCGACCCGGUGUUGCAGCGAUUGCGUCUGCCCUUCUUGUCGAGCUUCUAUCAAGCUUGUUACAACACCCCCUAGGUAAAGAUGCACCAGCACCACAGCCAAGUCCAGGAGUAAUUCCAGAGCGAGACCCACCUGACCAUCCCCUGGGUUUGAUUCCGCAUCAAAUAAGGGGCUAUGUCUCGACAUUUCAGAACAUUGUUAUCCGUGGCCAAUCUUACGACUGUUGCAGCGCAUGCAGCCCCAAGAUUCUUGAUGCCUACCGCAAUGACGGAUGGGACUUUGUGAAGAAAGCGUUGCAAGAGAAGGAUUAUGUGGCAGAGCUAUCGGGUCUAGCCGAGGUGCAGCGAAGAGCAGAGGAGAUGGCUGCCCAGGUUGACUGGGAUGAGGACGACGACCUUGUCGAAGAUGGUGACGGAGAGCUAAUCUAG
Fusarium subglutinans is the source of this 2073-nucleotide messenger RNA. Its product is annotated as ubiquitin-like modifier-activating enzyme atg-7. NCBI's taxonomy places the organism in Eukaryota, Fungi, Ascomycota, Sordariomycetes, Hypocreales, Nectriaceae. Gene Ontology annotation, molecular function: Atg12 activating enzyme activity; Atg8 activating enzyme activity. The transcript is spliced from 4 exons. The record is from RefSeq and is a predicted model, not a curated record. Gene Ontology annotation, biological process: cellular response to nitrogen starvation; autophagy of mitochondrion; piecemeal microautophagy of the nucleus. Bases 1 to 2073 code for a protein of 690 amino acids. Gene Ontology annotation, cellular component: cytoplasm; phagophore assembly site.